GAAGGCGCCUUCGCCAGCUUUGCUGCGGGUGCGACGGCGGAGGGAAGCGUGUUGGUAGUCGCGUCGUCUGCGACCGCGUUUUCUGCCAGAAAUACUCCGUGUGUGCCCCUGUGUGUGUGUGUGUUUGGUGUAGGCAUAUUUCUUGUUUAUCGCCGCCAAUGCGCGUACUACCUGCAGCCCGUGGAUACUGACUGAGCCUGCUUCGGGAUGUCGGACUACGAUCUGCUCGGGUUAUUCGAGCCGACGUCGGAGUGCUGCGGUGUUGCGUCGUAGCUUCGGAUCGGUGGUGGUGCUGGGGGGAGAACCGGCGAAGUUGUUUUGGCUUUUGGUUCGCGUUCGCCGCAACCCGGCCGGCUCUUUUUUCUUUUUAAUUUUAUUUAUUUACUCCUACUUUGUUUUCUGUGGCCGACAUGACGAGGCGGAGGUUGAGAUCACGGCGUUGGCGGACCAGCGCCUGCCGCCGGCACGCCCCGAGCGCCUAGGACUAAGACUCCGUGUUGGCUGUCGUCUGCGAAGCCUCCUGGGUUCUCUCUCUCUACCCGAUGUUGGAACUCCGACACUCUUCGUCCUUGGCGAGAACGUUUUAAGUCGAUAGCGUUCGACUCGAACAAAAAGCUGCGUAUAUCGAGCCCGUAUUCGUCGGUGCUCACCACAACUUCGAAACGUGUGGAGUUUUUGCCUGCUUUGCCGAUAAGUCCAGCUGUGUGCCGACUUGGAUGCGGCCUCAAGAACCCAACGUUCCUCGAGUCUGAACGGACACCUUGCAUCGGUUCUUCGCCAAGUGUUUCUGGUCAGCGGAGCUUUUGAUGUGGGCUGUAGCGAGUUCCUCCUGACGUCUGCGGAGUUGUGUCGGCGUGGCGUGUGGCGUCUGACGUUCCAUGCCGGACCGUCGUCGGGUGCGUUGGAUGAGGCAAGAUGCUGCGCUGUCUGUCGCUCCCUGCGUAUCGCUGUCUCAAGGAAGACGAGCCUGGCGACGACCAGGGCGCCGCGCCGGCCGCCCUGGCUGACUGCUGCGGCCCCCCAACGUCCGCGGCCAGCCGUACCUUCCGCAAGCCGUCGGCGGCGUCCCGCCUGAUCGUCCCCGCCGAGAAGCCCCGCCUGCACAGCGCCAGCCCAGCCCGGGGCUCUCUGCCGGCCCCAGCCUCGGCGCCCGCGACCACGGGCGGAGGCGCCAGCUCGGCCUUGGCUCGCGCCACCGCGGCGCCGCGGGACCACGCGGACGCCAGGGCGCCGGCCUUCGUCAGGCACCUGGAGGCCAACCUCAGGAGAAAGGAGGACCCCAGCCAGCACAGCAGGGCCGGCGCAGACGACGACGCGGCCACGGGCACCGCCGGAUCCGAGCGCUACACCCGCCUGCCCCAAGGGAGUUCGAGCACCGUCGCACCACCCGUGCCAGCCCCGGUGUCCGCAACGUCCAACGCGUCUGCGAGGAUAUUGCCUUCUUCCCUACCGCCAGCACCGCCGCCCCCCGUUCCUUCGAGCGUCCCGGCGUCUGUCUUACUGUCGUCCGAACCAGCCGCCGUCAGGACACCGCCGGUGAGGAGAAUGGCCACAGCCGCGUCGUGGGGACAGGUGGCAACCCCAGCUCCAAGGCACCAGCAUCACCAGCAAGCACAGCAGCAGCAGCAGGAACCAUGUCACCACCAGCUGCCUCAGGGAUUUGUCAGCAGACCUCCGAGGGGAUGGUUACAUACGGACCAAGAAGUGCUGGGGUUGGGAGUCACCUACAGGGUUAGGUAUAUCGGUUGCCUGGAUGUCAAGAUGUCCAUGAAGUGCCUAGACUUCGAUACAAGAUCCCUCAUCGCAAAGGAGUGCAUCACGCGGGUUUGCGAAGCCGCCGGAUUGAAAGCAGUCGACAAGAAGCGGAAGGUGGAUCGGAGGCUCCAGCGCAUGCUGGCGGAGCGCCCCAACAUGGACUAUGCGGGCUCCAACGUGAACCUGUGCGUGACCAGCUCGAGCCUCAAGCUCUCCAUCCUGGAGACUGGUCAAGCCAUCGCCGACCACAACAUGCCCAACAUUUCCUUCGCUUCAGGAGGAGACGCGGAGACGUUGGAUUUUGUGGCGUACGUGGCGAAGGACGGCCAGGGAGCCCGGGCGUGCCUCGUCCUGGAGUGUGGGGGAGGCCUGGCACAAGACGUCAUCACGACCAUCGGUCAGGCCUUCGAGCUGCGCUUCCGGGAGUUCAUGCGCGGGGUUCCGGCGCCGCCCCCCCUGCCGAGCCUGGUACCCAGGAGGCCAACGGAAAGUACGGCGGCGCCUCCUAGGGACGACCCGGAGUACUACAACGACCUCCCCGGGAAAAUGCCUCCCGAAGCACCGCCGCCACCCGUCCCCCCUCUCCCAGACUACCGGAACGAAGUUCCCGAGGAGCUAUCGAAGGACGUGGUGGCACCGCUGGGGACGACCGGCGUCAAGGAGGUCGUCCCGGGAACGGCCCCGCAGCCCAACGCUCGCAGGGUGUCCCGCGACACCAACCUCAUCGACCUGAGCGGGGAGGAGCUGCCCCCAGCGGCAUUGACACCGCGCCACGAGUAUGUGAACAUGGGGCAAGAUUCUGGACGAACCAGAAAUGGAGUGCUGGAUCCCUUUGACAUGCAUCCGUUUGUGAGCGGUCUGCCCCUCCCUCCUCCGCGGAACCUGUCCCCAUUUACCGAAACGACGGCAGCCGCCUCGGCGGCCGCACCGGCCGUCGCCCCCGCGCCAACGACAAUCGUCGCCGCGACGACGGUUGCCACGACGACGACACCCGAAGCACGGCAUCGUGCGACCUUGGAGAAAGAGGCCUGGUUCCACGGCGCCAUCAGCCGCAAGGAGAGCGAAGGGCGGCUGGCGGAAGACGGCGACUUUCUCGUGCGCGAGUCCCAGGGGAACCCGGGACAGUUUGUCCUGACGGGGAUGCAGGGCAGCGCACGCAGGCACCUGCUACUGGUGGAUCCCGCCGGCGUGGUUCGCACCAAAGACAGAACUUUCGACAGCGUGAGCCAUCUGGUGAACUACCACAGGGACAAUGCGCUGCCCAUUAUUUCGGCCGAGAGUGCCCUCGUACUCAAAACCCCCGUGCCCCGACCGCGCUGAACGGAACCCCGGCCCACCGCCCGCCAAACGAGCUUCACGUGGACACGUUCGACGCAAAGAUCCAAACCCUUCACACCCGGAGGUGCAAGGGGAGCAAGUGUCACCAUCACCGCAGGAAAAGUGCCAUGCGGUGUCACCGAGAACUUCUGCGCCUCACCACAGCCGGAGUCUACACCGGAAUGUGCUGUGUCGUCGUAGCAAAAGUGGCUGGAAAAACUGAGGCCCGCUUCAAGCCCCCCAAAAAGAUGUGCCGUGUCUGCAAAAAGUGCUCGCGGGAAAUGGGUGCGAAAGGGGGCGAUUCAGCUCCGGGGAAAAAAGAAAAUACGUCACCGCCGUGGGCGAAUGGCGAGGCAGGUGCACUCGGUGCCAGGAAACGUGCCGAGUCGGCAAAAACGCCGCGUCACUGUGGUGUCGCCAUUUCCACCAAGUGCUCCAAUGUAGGCACCACAAUCCUCGUGGACGUGGUUCGGACUUUCAAAAACCGCCGAGUUGUGGUGUCCUCGGGAGACGGUUCGUGGUCCUCGAGAAUUCGGUACACUUCGAACUUCAAGGACACUUCAAGGUCAAAGUGUGCCGUCCCAAACUUCAGAGGAAGUUACGGCCAAGGAAACAAAGAACAAAGUGAACAAACAAACGCAGAGCAGUCGGGAAGAAACGUGUAUGGUUCGGUUUCGUCCAGUCGACAAAACCAACUUCCUUUUGGAUUUUUUUUUUUUUGUCUCUAGUUUGUCCGACUCUAGUCACCAAUGUCUGGCUUAGAAUCAUCAAAGUGGAAGGAACAAAUGCCUUUUUUUUUAUAUAAAUAUAUAUAUAUACAUAUAUAUAGCAGCACAGAUCUUUUCCUCUAACAUUUUCUUUUUGACCCCUUUCCAAGCUCUCGUGUGCGCCUCUAAUUUAUACUACACGCUAUAUUUUCUUGUGCCGUGUAUGUUGUGGAAACUUUUCAGAUGUAGUUUACGCAGUAGCUAGUGUAAAUACCCUUGUAAAGACAAAAGUUAAUUUAUGCUACACCUCCCCCCCCCCUUCCCCCUCACAAAAGAACCUAAAUAAAGACGGUCUCGCUGCGCUUUCAAGAUGUCCCAAUAAAAAGACGUUGGCCGAAUCGUGAAAAUAAAAAAAGUGCCGUAUUUAACUCGCACCUAUUUCUUUCUUUUGUACAGAGUACCUGAAUGCUUGAAUAAAUGUCUCCUAUCUACGAUA
Molecule: messenger RNA, 4275 nt
Organism: Ixodes scapularis (black-legged tick)
Lineage: Eukaryota; Metazoa; Arthropoda; Arachnida; Ixodida; Ixodidae
Gene: Shc
Product: SHC-transforming protein 3
Exons: 12
Coding region: 916-3075 (719 amino acids)
Biological process (GO): cell surface receptor protein tyrosine kinase signaling pathway; intracellular signal transduction
Cellular component (GO): plasma membrane
Molecular function (GO): receptor tyrosine kinase binding
Source: RefSeq, a predicted model, not a curated record